UUGAAAUUUGUUUUGGCUGCGGGUCUGUGACACAAGUUUACUCAGAGAUCCUGCGAUGAUGAAUAUUUGAAAGAAUACUUUGUUGUAGUGUAAUUCCACAAUGAGUUUUACAAGUGACGAAGUGAAUUUCCUGGUAUAUAGAUACCUACAGGAAUCAGGAUUCUACCAUGCAGCGUACGUAUUUGGUAUCGAGUCUCACAUAUCACAGUCAAAUAUCAACGGCGCCCUGGUUCCGCCUGCAGCUCUCCUCAGUAUAAUACAAAAGGGAUUACAGUACACAGAGGCAGAAAUUAGUAUAGGGGAGGAUGGCUCCGAGAGACUCAUUGACAGCCUCUCCCUCAUUGAUGCGGUGAUGCCAGACGUCGUUGCCUCCAGACAACAGCAAAACCAACAGCAAAAAACUGUAGUCAAAACAGAAAUUCCGAGCACAAAUGGGGAUGAAGGGACCACGGGAGAAAACAUGGACGUUGACAACAGUGUGGAGAUCCCCCUCAACAAGGCAACAAUAUUGAGAGGUCACGAAUCCGAAGUGUUCAUCUGUGCCUGGAAUCCAACCACAGACCUCUUGGCCUCAGGAUCAGGUGACAGCACCGCUCGCAUUUGGAACAUGAACGAUAACAGUACUUCUCCCAAUCAGCUCGUCCUCCGUCACUGCAUCCAGAAAGGAGGCACUGAAGUUCCCAGCAAUAAGGACGUUACCUCCCUUGAUUGGAAUUGUGAUGGAAAUCUCCUAGCAACUGGAUCAUAUGAUGGCUAUGCAAGAAUCUGGAUGACAGAUGGACGGUUAGCAUCUACUCUCGGCCAGCAUAAAGGACCCAUCUUUGCGCUAAAGUGGAAUAAGAAGGGCAACUAUAUUUUAAGUGCAGGUGUAGAUAAGACCACUAUCAUUUGGGACGCUUCCUCAGGGCAUUGUACGCAACAGUUUGCCUUCCAUUCAGCUCCAGCUCUUGAUGUGGACUGGCAGAGUAACAAUUCCUUUGCAAGUUGUUCGACUGACCAGUGCAUCCAUGUGUGUCAGCUGGGCGAGAACAGACCUAUCAAAUCAUUCCAAGGGCAUACAAAUGAAGUUAAUGCCAUCAAGUGGGACCCACAGGGGAAUCUUCUGGCUUCCUGUUCAGAUGACAUGACUCUAAAGAUCUGGUCAAUGCGGCAAGACACUUGUGUACAUGACCUGCAGGCUCACAGUAAAGAAAUUUACACCAUCAAGUGGUCACCGACUGGUCCAGGAACGAGUAAUGCAAAUAUGAAUCUUAUUCUUGCUAGUGCAUCAUUUGACUCGACGGUGCGACUAUGGGACGUAGAGCGUGGUGCCUGUAUACAUACCUUGACAAAACACUCGGAACCUGUAUAUUCUGUGGCCUUCUCUCCAGAUGGCAAAUUCUUAGCAUCUGGAAGCUUCGACAAAUGUGUCCAUAUUUGGUCUACGCAGACUGGGCAGCUGGUUCACAGCUACAAAGGCACAGGUGGAAUCUUUGAAGUGUGCUGGAAUUCUCGAGGAGACAAAGUGGGAGCUUCGGCCUCUGACGGAAGCGUUUUUGUUUUGGAUCUGCGCAAGUAGUAGAAGGCAGUUAAGACUGAGAUGUGUGGUGAACUGUUAAGUUGAUGUGAAUGGGACAGACUCAUUGAAGGACAGAGUGGAAAAAAGGGUAGGACGCAAAAAGUGCUGUUAAGGAAAAAAUGAGAAUAUGGAUAAUAAUUGCAGCUUCAGAAAAUGCUUCAGAAGAGAAGGG
Messenger RNA from Penaeus monodon (black tiger shrimp), 1730 nucleotides. It is a transcript of the gene ebi, whose product is annotated as F-box-like/WD repeat-containing protein TBL1XR1. The transcript has 11 exons. Lineage: Eukaryota; Metazoa; Arthropoda; Malacostraca; Decapoda; Penaeidae. The record is from RefSeq and is a predicted model, not a curated record. Gene Ontology annotation, cellular component: histone deacetylase complex. The coding region runs from base 101 to 1558 and encodes 485 amino acids. Gene Ontology annotation, biological process: regulation of transcription by RNA polymerase II. Gene Ontology annotation, molecular function: protein binding; transcription corepressor activity.